UUCAUUUCACAGACCACCUAAGUCUUCACUCAUUCUAGUAAACACUGUAAGUGGGCUUGAGGUCUUUCAGAUUUUCUUCUAUCUAUUGGUCCUUCCACCUCACAUGGAUGAAAGGUUGAGAACAGCAGCUCGUACAGGAAAUGUUGCUGAUUUGUACAAUUUAAUUCAAAGAGAUGGAAAUGUUUUGAGGCACUUUGAUGAGGUGGAGUUUGUCGACACUCCUUUACAUAUUGCUGCAGAAGAAGGAUGCAUUAGGUUUGCAAUGGAAAUGAUGAACUUAAAGCCAGCAUUUGCUAGGAAGCUAAACCAACAGGGCUUGAGCCCACUUCACAUUGCAGUUAAACAAGGGCAUAAAGAGAUGGCUCUACGUUUCUUGGAAAUGGAUAAAGAUCUUGUUCGUGUCAAAGGAAAGAACGAAAACAACAGACUGGAUGUUCUCCAAGUCCUAAUUCGAACAAUUUGGAAGACAGACUAUUAUCGGGAAGUGGUGAACCAAAUGGACGAAGAUGGAAACACUGCACUGCACUUAGCUGCUUUCCAUAAUCAACUAGAGAUGCUUAAACUACUAUUAAACUGCAAAGCCGAUAAGCAUGCCAACAAUCAGGCUGGUUGGACGGCAAUGGAUGUAGCACAACAACAACAUAAUAGGGAAAGCAUUACUAUUCUGCGUGGUUGCUUUAUUCCAGAAGUUUCAAACUUUAAAUGUAAAUUGGAGAAACAAAUCGUCAAGCAUGUGACAAAGGCGUCAUCACUAAUUUUUCACAAUAUGGAUAAUAUAUCAGGCGAGGACCGCAAUGCCUUACUAGUAAUUUUAGGACUACUUCUAGCUGCAACCUACCAAGCCAGUCUAAGCCCCCCUGGUGGUGUUUGGCAAGGUGAAAAUACCUCAACGUCCAAAGGAUCAUAUGAUUCAACAGUACCAGGGAAAUCAGUCAUGGAUAAAUCUAGUUUUCUUCAUUUCUACAUUCCAACUUAUAUUGUCUUCAUAGUAACCUUUUUCCUAAUACUAGCCCUGCUUAAACCAUUUCCCCAUGGUUUCAGGACAGCACUUCAAGUACUACUUGCCUUUCUUGCAAUGUGCUUCGACCAAUCAAUAUCUUUCAUAGCCCCUACCUUUCUAACAUCGGGAAUUCUCUGUAUAUUUUCAACAAUUAUUUUCAUUUUAAUGGUGUUCAUGUGCAUCGCAUAUCAAGUGUCAAAAUUCAGUGUUUCAAUCGUGGGAUGUUGGAUAUUUUCUUCAUUUUUUCUUUCCAUUUUAGGUGGAGAAAUAGUUGGAGGUGUAAUUCAAGGAUUGUUGUUGUUCCUUUUUCUAUCCGAUGAGUCCUUAAAAGGAACUAUUGUAGUUGUAGGUUAUGGUUUAUUCUUUAGAAUAGAUUCUUUGAUUGGUAUUGAUAAUGGUGUUGAUGAUAUUAGCUCCAGAUACCCUAUUAUGCUUAAACUACUGUUAAACUGCAAGGCUGAUAACCAUGCCAUCAAUCAAGCUGGUUCAACAGCACCGGAUGUUGCACAAGAACAUAAUAUCAGAGAAAGCAUUACUAUUCUACGAGGGUUGCUUCUAACUGCAACCUACCAAGCUAGUCUUUGCCCACCUGGUGGUGUUUGGCAGGGAGAUAAUACUUCAAAGUCCAAAAGGUCAUAUGAUGAGAUGAACAGCACUUCAAGUGUUGCUUGCUUUAUUCACAAUAUGCUUCGACCAAUCAAUAAGAAAGCCGAGAUCUCGGCAAAAGAGGGCCGAAAUCGAAAGAAACCUUUCGGUUCUCCCUCUCCACCACCGCCGGAAACAGGUACUUUGAUGGGAGUGGUUGGUGGUGGUUACGGCGGUGGCAGGGAGUUGGUGGCUGAAAACCCUAGAGCACCGAAGUCUUCACUCAUUCUAGUAAACACUGUAAGUGGGCUUAAGCUCUUUCAAAUUUUCUUUUCUCAAUUGGUUCUUCCACCUGAUAUGGAUGAAAGGUUGAGAACAGCAGCUCGUACACGAAAUGUUAGUCAUCUAUACAGUUUAAUUCAAAGAGAUGGAAAUGUUUUGAGGCACUUUGGUGAGAUGGAGUUUGUCGAAACUCCCUUACAUAUUGCUGCAGAAGACGGAUGCAUUAGGUUUGCAAUGGAAAUGGACUUAAAGCCAUCAUUUUCUAGGAAGCUAAACCAACAAGGCUUGAGCCCACUUCACCUUGUUGUUAGAAAAGGGCAUAGAAGGGUGGUUCUACGUUUCUUGGAAAUUGAUAAAGAUCUAGCUCGUGUCAAAGGAAAGAAUGGUAAGACACCUUUGCACAUCAUAAGUGAAGUUGGAAACAAUAAUGGCCUGUUGGAUAGAUUCCUAAAGAUGUAG
Molecule: messenger RNA, 2326 nt
Organism: Gossypium raimondii (Peruvian cotton)
Lineage: Eukaryota; Viridiplantae; Streptophyta; Magnoliopsida; Malvales; Malvaceae
Exons: 9
Coding region: 104-2326 (740 amino acids)
Molecular function (GO): protein binding
Source: RefSeq, a predicted model, not a curated record